Molecule: messenger RNA, 1055 nt
Organism: Ixodes scapularis (black-legged tick)
Lineage: Eukaryota; Metazoa; Arthropoda; Arachnida; Ixodida; Ixodidae
Exons: 3
Coding region: 219-908 (229 amino acids)
Molecular function (GO): zinc ion binding
Source: RefSeq, a predicted model, not a curated record
CCCAUCCAUUGCUCUGAUCCAUUCCAGAAUCCAAAGCCGUGAUCCAUUUCAGAGCCGUAUAUCCAGAGCCAUAUCCAUUCGAUCCAUCUAUCCAGUUUCCUCACUGGGUUCGAGAGUUCUUGACUUGAAAACGACGCGCUUACAACGUUUGUUUGAGCGGUACGAUUAGCUUUUCGCGCAUACAUUCAUUCGCCGCAUAUCGAAGCUUUCGAGUCGCGAUGUUUCGUGACGAGGAGAUCCCGUUCGCAUUUGAGGCCGAUCGCUGGUUUCGAGGUCCCCCCGACGUUGCGAACCUUUGCCAUGACCAUGUGUGGCCCUACCUACGGAGGGACAAGGCGUCGUUGCGCCCAGUGCAUUUCGGAUGGACCAUGAAAGAUGCAGGGCACGUGAAGGACGUGAUGUGGAACUGGCCAGCAGACUCGAACAUGUGUCUUGUUCGGUCCAUCGUUCUUUCUUGGAAUAAGGGUAUUCCCUACACCGUGACCGCGUGGUUCAACUGGAGGACCGGCUCGGUGGAGGGUGCCGAUUGCGGGUGCAAAGAUGGCAAAAGCCAGAGAUGCCGACAUGUUGCAGCAUUGCUUCUGAAAGCACAAGAAAUCUGCAGUGGCAAUAGGACCUUUUGCGCUGACGACGCACCCGGUGCUGGGAUCGCACCAUCUGAAGCGGAAAAGCCUGCUGCUUCGGUGCCACAGGUCUCGGUUGACGAGCCUGGGACUGAGAGGAGGGACCUCCGCUCCUUCGACCCCUGCGAGUCGGUUCCUCCUGCAUCGUCCACAGAAUUGGAGAAACUGAGGGCGGCGCUAAUGGCGACAGCUCCUGACAUCCUCUGGCUGAGGUAUGCUGGUGGUGCACGCCAGCCAGCGCCAGCCGCGCCCUCGUUGCCCAUCAACGACGUCGAAGACCCCUGAAAAGCUGGUGCCUUGAACGUCGUGCUCGCAUUCCUUCCUUCAUCUAAAAUAGAGGAUCGGGGCAUUGCGCCUGGUUGCAAUCAGGCUGCCGUGCCCAGGUUGCACCGGAUCCGCAGAAUCCGCAAUCUGUGAAUUUUUUUUUUUUUU